AUGAUAAAAAUGUUGUCUGUCCUGGACCAACUAGCUAAGGCUUAUAAAAGGCCUGAGGUGGAAGAAGCAGUCAUAACUCAGAAACGUCUCUUAACCACACGACUCUCAGCCCAACUCCUCACCACCAUGGCCUGCUGCUCCACCAAGGGAAAUUGCAGCUCCAGCUGCUGCCAACCAAGCUGCUCCCAGUCCAGCUGCCACAAAACAGGCUGUGGUGCUGGAGGCGGCAUUGGCUGUGGCCAGACGGGUGGCUCUAGAUCCGUGAGCUGCCGUACUAGGUGGUGCCGCCCAGACUGCAGCGUGGAGGGCACCAGCCUGCCUCCCUGCUGCGUGGUGACCUGCACGCCCCCCACCUGCUGCCAGCUGCACCAUGCCCAGGCCUCCUGCUGCCGCCCAUCCUACUGUGGACAGUCCUGCUGCCGCCCCGCCUGCUGCUGCCACUGCUGUAAGCCCACCUGCUCUCAAACUACCUGCUCUCAGCCCACCUGCUCUCAAACUACCUGCUCUCAGACAACCUGCUCCCAGCCCAGCUGCUCUCAGCCCACCUGUUCUGAACCCACAUCUUCUCAGCCUACCUGCUCUCAGCCCACCUGCUCUGAACCCACCUGUUGA
Perognathus longimembris pacificus (Pacific pocket mouse) is the source of this 612-nucleotide messenger RNA. Its product is annotated as keratin-associated protein 1-4-like. The record is from RefSeq and is a predicted model, not a curated record. Lineage: Eukaryota; Metazoa; Chordata; Mammalia; Rodentia; Heteromyidae. The coding region runs from base 1 to 612 and encodes 203 amino acids. The transcript has a single exon. Gene Ontology annotation, cellular component: keratin filament.